UGCUCUAACCUUUUUUACGCUAAAUGGUAUGCUGUUGCAGCAUAGUUUUCCAAUCUGCUAAGUGCUUGCUUUUUGAGCUUAAGGGAGUGCGUUAGAAUAGCUGUCACUUUGACACUUCAACGCGUCGCUAUCUGGUACAUCGCCGAUGAAUUCCUCAGAAGAAGAGGUACCGAAAACUAUAAACUUAGAUUUCGGUAUCCAGCGGAAGUUCAGCUUCCUGCCCGAAGACUGGGCCAAGGAAAGCUUCGAAAAUGAUCACAAGUUUAUCCAUCACCAAGACGAAACCACCUACACGUAUUCAGCUGUUCCUAGCAGAGGUGUGGAGAAGCCUAUCACCAGGUUCUGUACAGGCAGCAAGUACCUGGGAGAAUGGAACGAAAUCGGCGUAGCAGGAAAGGGGAUCUAUAAGUUCGCUCAUGGCGUCAUCUACGACGGCACCUUCAACGCGGAAGGGGAAUUUCACGGCAUGGGCACCCUCGUCUACCCCAACGGUCAGAGGGUCGAAGGUAUCUGGAAAAAUGGAAAACUCGCCCCGGAUCACAGUUGUGUCAUCGAGGGAGGCGUGUUCAUGACAGAUCAGUAUUGCAAAAUACCGGAUAGGAGAUUCCACGUGGAGGUGAAAGACGGUUUCGGGCCUCCCGGACGGGAGUUCCUCACCAACGAACCUCCUCCGUCUAGGCCGAUACCCGAGGGGUGUUACGACACAGGUGGGGGUUACUACGACCCCAAACUGAGGUCUAUCGUCGCGUACAAGCGUCGGGAGUCCGUGGGGCCCAGUUUGGAGGAGUUGAUCGCGGAAAGGGAGACCAAAUGGCGCUCCGCGUUUUCCAAAAUGAUGAGCGAGUCGAUAACAGAAGCCGUCUUCAGAGAGGUGAUGAAGGGCAAAAUGGCGGAGGAUGGUGGUGAAGUGGUCGGCAUACCUUCGCCACGCCUCGAGGCCUGGAUAGUGGAACAUUGCAGGAAAGGUUGGGACGAAAACGUCGGAUAUAAACCGGAGUUGUACGAGGAAUGGACGACCGGCGCCAAGCCAAAACAAUGAACACAACAUAUGAAUAAUAU
This is a messenger RNA of Cylas formicarius (sweet potato weevil), 1059 nucleotides long. RefSeq names its product MORN repeat-containing protein 5-like. The coding region runs from base 146 to 1039 and encodes 297 amino acids. The record is from RefSeq and is a predicted model, not a curated record. The transcript has 4 exons. NCBI's taxonomy places the organism in Eukaryota, Metazoa, Arthropoda, Insecta, Coleoptera, Brentidae.